GAUGGUGUGAGAGACUUCGACACGGAUGUAAACCCGUUUACCACGACCCAGAGAAAGACGGAGAACGUUUCCAUCCCCUCCAAAGGCUCCUUCCCAGACGACUCCGUUUUCUCCAGGUGCAGUCACCGUUCUACUCCAGUCACCACCAGUUAACUUCGUCCUUCAGCUUUGAUUCCUCUGACACUUUGGGGUCUGAGGAGCAUAAUCAUGGGCCUGUUUAGGGGGGAUUCACAUGCCUUUUGGCCUUCCCGGCAUCACUCUUUUUUGUGUGUGUGUGUGGGGGGGGCAUCCCUCUUGACGUGCUCUCGUAAAACCUCACGACAGUCCUAUGAAGUGGGUGUUGCUAGCUCAUUUUCUAGAAAAGGGGAUUAAGGCUCACCGAGGUUAAGAGAAUUACCCCAGAUGAAAGAACGGUUACUAACAGAGGUAAGAAUGAACUUGCAUCCUCUCUAGGAAAGCCCCCUCCUACUAGAAAAGCCCAGGCGGUCCCCCAUCCGCAGGGCCUCCUGUGCUUUCCAGGUAGUUUUGCUCCCUGUUUGUUUCAUGCAGCCCCCAGUUGGCAGGGAUCGUGCCUUCCUGGUUUGGUGAUCCCAUGGUACCAAGCAACUCGGGAGCAGGACGUUGACCAGGGGCCAGUCAGCGGAUGAGGGCCGCUGGCUGCUCAGCUCUGCUUUUGUGCGUGGCCAGGAGGAAGCCUGCAGAGACGAUGCCCCGGCACUCAUCCAGGCCCCUGCUCCAGGCUGGAAGGAAGGUGCCCAGUGCGUGGAGAAAAUGCCCGGACGGCCUGUUGUGAGUCAGCUCCGAGCAGCACGGCGUUUCUUCGGUCCCUCUUGCUGCCUCCCUUUUGGUGUCCCUCUCAUGGCAGGAAUUUGGUUCUGAAUGUGAGGCCUGGACCCACUCCCUGCUCUUGGGUGACCUGAGUUAAGCAGGCUAAAAUAAUGCCACUGCCCUGAGCACGUGGGUAUUCUAAUCUGAGAGUGCCUGUCUGCUGGCGUCCCCAAGGACAUGGCAACACCCUUGCCUCUCCUUCGUGCUGGAGGCCCUCUGGGGCGGGGCUCGGCAGGAGGCAAGCAGUUCAUGGGUCUGAAAGGGCUAAGUUCCAGGGUCAGCCCUCGGCUUUCCCCACUUGUGACCAGUUUCGCCCCACUGGGAGUUACACCCUGAAGCUCCUAGAGCCUCAGCUCUUGGCGUUCGUUUGCAGUUCAGAGGGCUGCCUCGUGAGGAAGGAUCAUGCUCCUUCGUAAUAGUUGACCCACUCGGGCGUGUGUCAGAGGCACAAAUCCUCAGCCCCCUCCUCCGUAAGAGGACCCUCUAGUGCUCAGGAGGUCGUCAGGACCGGAAGCCGUGGGGGUCCCUGGUUUCAGUUGCCCAGUCUCUGCUUGGGGAGAAGUGACAUUGCCCGGCGAGUGACGGGCCAGCCUUGUUGUCUGAAACAAGAUCUUUCUCUGUGGUACAUCUGGAACUUGGCCUUCUCAAGGGUCCCAAAAUAGCCGGGCCGCUGAAGGGAGAGCUUCGUGAGAGGACAUGAGAGAGACCCAGCCGCUCCUCGCCAAGCAAGCUUUGUUGGCAUCACAGGACCAGCACAAUUAAUCCCCGGGUUUUGUUCUCAUCCUGUGCUGCUUCUGCAUUCCUUGUGUAUCUCCCUUUCUCGCAGCUUGUUCUGAAAAUAUUCCUGAGGAGGCAGCGUCCCGCUGCCGCCCCUUCUCGGCAGACUUCCAGGCUGUGGCCUGCGUUGGGGUCCAGCACGAGUCUGUAUCGCUAGGAGACAUGAGGCCCUUUUAGAAAGCAGAGAAGCUGGCUGUGGCUUAGGGAGCUGGGAUUGAAUGCUCCUCUCACCUUCUGAUCUGGGUCUGAAGAUUUGGGAGGCGGAAACCGCAUCCUCUGCAAACGGGCCUUCGAGGGAGGGCUCCAGGCCGCUGCCCACGAGGGAAGGCCACGCCGUUUACCCCCGGCUCCGGCCAGGCUACAUUCCCAUCCCCGUCCUCCACGACCGUGCCCAGAGCCGGCAGCCACAUCCUGUCUUCGCCUACCCCCAGCCUGGGACGCAGCGCUUCCAAACCGAGGUAGCCCCGGCGGCCCCGCAGAGGCCCCAGUCACCUCUGCGGGGAGUGGCGGAAGCCACCCAACCAGAUAAACAGUGUGGACAGGCGGUAGCGGCUGCGGCAGCCCAGCCCCCAGCCUCCCAUGGACCUGAGCGAUCCCAGUCUCCGGCUGCCUCGGACUGCUCAUCCUCGUCCUCCUCGGCCAGCCUGCCCUCCUCCUCUGGCAGGAGCAGCCUGGGCAGUCACCAGCUCCCCCGGGGCUACAUCUCCAUCCCUGUGAUACAUGAGCAGAAUGUCACCCGGCCGGCAGCCCAGCCCUCCUUCCACCAAGCCCAGAAGACCCACUACCCAGCUCAGCAGGGCGAAUACCAGACCCACCAGCCUGUGUACCACAAGAUCCAGGGAGAUGACUGGGAGCCCCGGACCGUGUGGGCAGCAUCCCCCUUCCGGUCACCUGUCCGGGGUGCGUCCAGCCGGGAGGGCUCUCCAGCCAGAAGCAGCACGCCGGUGCACACCCCGCCGUCCGUCCGCGUGCAAACCGUGGUCGACAGGCCUCAGCAACCCAUGACCCAUCGAGAACCUUCACCUAUUCCCCAACCUGAAAACAAACCAGAAAGCAAGCCAGGCCCAGCUGGACCAGAUCUCGCUCCUGGACACAUCCCGAUUCAAGUGAUCCGCAAAGAGGUGGAUUCUCAACCUGUUUCGCAGAAGCCCCUGCCUCCCUCUGAGAAAGUGGAAGUAAAGGUUCCCUCUGCUCCGGUGCCUUGUCCUCCCAGCCCGGCCCCUUCUGCCGUCCCCUCUCCCCCCAAGAACGUGGCUGCAGAAGAGAGAGCAGCCCCCAGCCCUGCCCCUGCAGAAGCCACACCCCCAAAACCAGGAGAAGCUGAGGUACCCCCAAAACAUCCAGGUGUGCUGAAAGUAGAAGCCAUCUUGGAGAAGGUGCAAGGGCUGGAGCAGGCUGUGGACAACUUUGAAGGCAAGAAGACAGACAAAAAGUACCUGAUGAUAGAAGAGUAUUUGACCAAAGAGCUACUGGCCCUGGAUUCGGUAGACCCAGAAGGACGCGCUGAUGUCCGCCAGGCCAGGAGAGAUGGCGUCAGGAAGGUUCAGACCAUCCUGGAAAAACUUGAACAGAAAGCAAUAGAUGUCCCAGGUCAAGUCCAGGUUUAUGAACUCCAGCCCAGCUCCCUUGACACCGAUCAGCCACUUCAGGAAAUCAUGGAGAUGGGUGCCGUGACAGCAGACAAGAGCAAGAAAAGUGCUGGAAAUGGAGAAUAUCCCAGUACUGAAACCCAGCAGCCAGAAGCCAAAGCAGCAGCAGCUCCAAACCCCAGCAGCACGACAGACACAGCUGCAAACCCAGCAGCACCAUAGUCUCCACGAAAUAAAAAAUCAGCCCCGGAGACCGGGAACUGAUUGUGUGCUUUAGAGAAUUUUAAGUUGCAUGCAUUUCAGGGCCUUAAAACCAGUUGGUUUUUACUCUUCAUAGCUGCUUGGUAGGCAGUAACUUGGGUGGAGGUGAAACACACUAAUAAAAGGCCUAAAAGGAGAAUGAUGCUUUUCCUGUGUAUUCAUAUUCUGUACAAAUAAAGAAGUUGCUUGUUACAGAAGUUUAACCCCAUAGCUUGCUGUUUUGGAGCCCUCUCUGUAUGGGUCCCACAUGUUAGUCAUGGAUGUGAACUGUCUUUCUACAGCUCUGGACUGAAGGAGUUUUUGCAGGGGUAGAUGGGGAGUCGAUUUCUCAUCAGUAAAUAUGAAACCCAUUUUUCAGAAGUGUUGCCAUUUUAGUGGGAUGAUUUUUGUCAUCUCAUAGCUAAAAUACUUAACUUUAGAUAGAAUAAAAUGUGUAAGGAGCCGUAGGAAUAUCUGUAUGUUGGAUGACUUUAAUGCUACAUUUAAAAAAAGGAAAAUAAAGUAAUAAUGUAAC
This is a messenger RNA of Globicephala melas (long-finned pilot whale), 3969 nucleotides long. RefSeq names its product BAG cochaperone 3 (gene BAG3). The record is from RefSeq and is a predicted model, not a curated record. NCBI's taxonomy places the organism in Eukaryota, Metazoa, Chordata, Mammalia, Artiodactyla, Delphinidae. Gene Ontology annotation, cellular component: nucleus; membrane; cytoplasm. Gene Ontology annotation, biological process: negative regulation of striated muscle cell apoptotic process; muscle cell cellular homeostasis; protein stabilization. Gene Ontology annotation, molecular function: protein-folding chaperone binding; adenyl-nucleotide exchange factor activity.